UAAAAUCAACCUUUUAAAAUAUAGUCAAGAUGGGUUGUUCACUCAUGUUAAAGUUAAUCCCAACACAAGGCUCAUGUGAGCAAAAGUAAGGUGGAACACCAUGUCUAUAUCUUCCAUGAAGAGUGUGACUAGGAUCUUUAUGCUCUUUCAAAUGUCUCCAAAUGAAUAAACUGAACUGAAAGUUGAAAUGUGUAGAUUUUGUGUGUGUUGUAGUGAUGACAAGAUGGAUUUAGGUUUUGUUUUAGGGUCUGUGAGGGGGUAAGAAUCUUGGAGAAGGAAGGGUGUCCAUUACAUGAGGCAGUUGCAUACCACACCAUACUAUAGUGAAUCUCUUGGCAGGCAGGGCUAUUUCUAUGAGGGAUGAAUUGACUUGUGGAAACCAGUUGAGAGGUACUGGGAGAGUGUAGGCAUAUUCCAUUCAUGCAAGCAGGUGGCCUAUAUCAUGAAGCCCAUUGGGAGAGCAUUGAAGGUCAAAAAAGAAAGAAUGAAGGUGAUAAGGUCCAGAUAUGUCCACCCUCCAUUCAUGCUGUGGUGAUGUAAUGCUCUUUCCCAGGCCACAUCUCUUUCGCCAUGUGGGAUGGGACACAAUUGUGGUCAGCAACUUGCUCAAGACCAGGGAUGGGCACAGAAGAGGACAGGGGCAGGAGGAAGAAAGAGGGAAAGCAGCUGCAGGGGCAUAGAAAGAAAGGGGAUGAAUUGUUCAUGUGAGGAACAAUCCCUCAAUUUGCAUGACCAGAGUGAGUGAGUGCACCAGGUCUAACUUAUAAUGCAUGACAUGAGCUGCUGCUGCAAAGUUAUCCAAAGUUAUCCCCUGAAGCAGCUACUGCACCCAGAUUCUCCUCCUCUUCACUUUCCUUCCCUUGCUAUCCAUCUAUCUAUAAAUACAUCCAUCCAUCAUUCUAUCUAUCUGCCUGUCUUCAGAGGGCUGUGGAGAUUGUCCAGAGAGAGAGAGAGGAGUGGAGUGGAAGUGGUGGGACCAUGUUCUUCAGCAGUGCAGUGGGUUCUGAAACCUUCAAGGAGCUUCUGGAUGGUGACACCUACAAGUUCUACAGCAAUGGAGAGUGGCAGGUCUCCACUUCAGGAAAAUCCAUUGGGGUCCUCAAUCCCACCACUUUGAAGCUCCAAUUCAAAGUGCAAGCAUGCACACCAGAGGAGGUCAACAGUUGUGUGGAAAAAGCAAAAGUUGCACAGAAGGGAUGGGCAAAGACUCCUUUGUGGAAAAGAGCUGAGGCUUUGCAUCGAUUUGCAUCCAUUUUGAAAGAGCAGAAGGCCCCCAUUGCUGAGUGCCUUGUUGCUGAGGUGGCCAAGUGUUUAAAAGAUGCCAUCACUGAGGUGGUGAGGUCAGGGGACUUGUUGGCAUAUGCAGCAGAAGAAGGUGUCCGCAUUCUUGGCAAAGGGGAUUUCCUUGUCUCUGACUCCUUCCCUGGCAAUGGCCGCAACAAAUACUGCCUUGCCUCCAAGAUUCCACUGGGUGUGGUGUUGGCCAUUCCACCAUUCAAUUAUCCCGUGAACCUGGCUGUCUCCAAACUUGGGCCAGCCUUGGUAGCAGCCAAUGCUGUCAUUCUUAAGCCUCCCACUCAGGGGGGAGUGUCAUGCCUGCAUAUGAUCCAAUGCCUGCACAUGGCUGGCUUCCCAAAGGGAUUGGUCUCAGCCAUCACGGGGAAGGGCUCCAUAAUUGAGGACCUCCUCACCACUCACCCCAGCAUCAGCUGCAUCAGUUUCACAGGAGGAGAGACAGGCAUGGCCAUCUGUAGGAAAGCAGGAAUGAUCCCUCUUCAGAUGGAGCUUGGAGGGAAGGACACUUGUCUGGUUCUAGAGGAUGCUGACUUGGAGCUGGCUGCCAACAACAUCAUCAAAGGUGGCUACUCCUACAGUGGCCAAAGGUGCACAGCAGUGAAGGUCAUUUGUGUGAUGGAGUCUGUGGCAGAUGAUCUGGUGAAGAGGGUGGUGGAAAAGAUGAAGAAGCUCACAGUGGGUCCUCCUGACAAAGACUGUGACAUCACCCCGGUUAUCAGUGAGUCUUCUGCUAACUUCAUUCAGGGCCUUGUGGAUGAUGCCAGGCAGCAAGGAGCCAAAUUCCAUCAGGAAUGGAGGCGUGAGGGGAACUUGAUAUGGCCAAUGCUGGUAGACAAUGUGAAGCCGGACAUGAGGAUAGCCUGGGAGGAGCCAUUUGGACCUGUGAUCCCUGUUCUCCGCAUCAAGUCUCCUGAAGAGGGCAUCCACCACUGCAAUGCUAACUCCUUUGCCCUCCAAGGGUGUGUGUUCACAAGGGAUAUUGACAAGGCCAUCUUGAUGAGCAAUGCCAUGGAGUGAGGAACUGUCCAGAUCAAUGCUGCCCCUGGCAGGGGCCCUGACCACUUCCCCUUUCAAGGGUUGAAGGAUAGUGGUAUUGGGUCUCAAGGCAUCACCAACAGUAUCAACAUGAUGACCAAAACCAAAAGCACUGUCAUCAACCUCCCUGUUGAAUCCUACACCAUAGGAUGAUUUGAAGGGUAGUUGAGAAAAAUAAAUAAAUGAAAAAAACCAAAAUAAAUACCAAAACAAAAACAAAACCAUGUGGCAUGACUUGGCAUUACUCAUAGCACCAGUUGGAGCAGCAUUUGUUUGCCAAUAAUUGGCAUUUCCACUGUGUUUCUGUCUAUAGGGAAUAACCAGAGAGUUCAUGCCCUUUCACAUUUUUAUUUGAUUUUAAUUCUGAUUAACUUUGUUGGCCAAGCUCUUGGGGACAAGAGUCAAAGUCUGUGUGUUCAUACCUAGUUUAAACCAAUAGUGAUUUAUUGUUUUUCUUUUUUACCACAUGAAAUGAACGAUAUAGACCAUCUGUACUUUGUAGUAUCAAUUUAAAAGGAUGGGUAUUAAGUUUCACCCAGUAUGAUUAUACACCAA
Molecule: messenger RNA, 2886 nt
Organism: Physcomitrium patens
Lineage: Eukaryota; Viridiplantae; Streptophyta; Bryopsida; Funariales; Funariaceae
Product: NADP-dependent glyceraldehyde-3-phosphate dehydrogenase
Molecular function (GO): lactaldehyde dehydrogenase (NAD+) activity
Source: RefSeq, a predicted model, not a curated record